AUGAAAUUAAUUGUAUUGAUAUUUUUUUUAUUAUUUAUUAAUUUAAAUUAUUGUUUAAAAAUAAAAGAACAACCAAAAGUUGGUGGUAUUGAUAGUGAACAACCAACCAAUUCAUUUUAUAUUGAAAAUGGUAAUUUUUUAAUGAAUAAUCAAGGUAAUGGUGGUAGUUUAAAUCAAUAUCAAAUUAUUAGUGGAUCAUUUCAUUAUUUUAGAUGUUUACCAGAAUUAUGGGUGGAUAGAUUAACAAAGAUGAAAGCAUGUGGUUUAAAUACAAUUCAAACUUAUAUACCAUGGAAUGUACAUCAACCAAAUGGUUUCAAUACAGAAUUAGUGGCAACUAAUGAUUUAAUAGAAUUUUUAAGACAAGCACAACAAAUUGGACUAAAUGUAAUUCUUAGACCUGGUCCAUAUUCAUGUGCUGAAUGGGAAUUGGGUGGUUUCCCAUAUUGGAUUUUAGAGCAACAACCAAUUGCAUUAAGAAGUAGUGAUUCUGUAUUCAUUUCAGCUGUCAUUGCCUAUUGGUCGAGAUUAUUGCCAUUGCUAGAGCCUUUACUAUUCACCAAUGGUGGUCCAAUUAUAAUGGUACAAGUCGAGAAUGAAUACGGUUCCUAUGGUGAAGAUAAAAGUUAUUUGGAGACAUUGUUAACACUACUUCAAAAAUAUCUUGGUCAAGGUGAUGGCAAUGGUUCUGGUGUGCUAUUCCAUUCAACUGAUGGUCCUUCCGCUCAAAUGCUAUUCGGUUCAAAAUUGGAAGGUGUUUAUCAAACUGUUGAUUUCGGUCCAAUGCCAAUCGAGCAAAUUCAAGACAAUUUUAAAAUUCAACAAACUUUUGCAUCAAAACCAACUCCACCAAUGAAUUCUGAAUAUUACACUGGUUGGAUCACUAAUUGGGGUGAUGCUUCUGCAGCUAGAACCGAUGCAAGUGUAGUGGCUCAAGGUUUGGAUGAUAUUCUAUCAUUGAAUGCAAGUGUAAAUAUGUAUAUGUUUUUCGGUGGUAGUAAUGCUGGUUUUAUGAAUGGUGCAAAUUCAAACUCACCAACUACCAACUUUGAAAUUACCAUUCAAUCCUAUGAUUAUGAUUCACCAUUGUCUGAAAGUGGUGAUACAACUGAAAAAUAUUUUGCAAUAAAGAAUGUAAUUGAAAAGUAUAUUAAACCAACCACCAAUUCAAAUAGUACUUUACCACCAAUACCUUCAAAUAGUACAAAGGUUGCCUAUGGUACAAUACAAAUCACUCAAGCAACAAGUUUAUUCAAUAACUUGGCUAAUUUAGUCAACUCAAAUCAACAACAACUUCAAACUGGUGCUCCAAUACCAAUGGAACAAUUACAACAAUCCACUGGUUUCGUUUUGUAUGAAACCACAAUGAAUAUCGCUCAAAGUAGUCAAUUGUCAAUCACAGAGUUGCACGAUCGUGCAACAAUUUUCAUAAAUGAUGAAGCUAUUGAAGAUACUCAAACAAUUGGUCAAGCUGUUUUCCUUCAAAGACCAUUCAAUUCCUCAAUUGAAAUUACUUAUCCAUCCAAUGUCACUGAUGAUGGUAAUUUCAAUCUAAGAAUUUUAUUAGAGAACCAAGGUAGAGUCAAUUUUGGUCCUUAUUUAAAUGAUAGAAAAGGUUUAUUAUCAGGUGGUGUUUUAUCUGGUCAACAAUAUCUAGGACCUUGGAAUAAUUAUCCAUUACCAUUAACAAAUAAAACUUUAUCAAAUAUUAAUAAUUGGGAACAAAUCAAAGAUUAUACCCUUUCAAAUACUCCAACUUUUUAUCAAGCAACACUUUCUUUAAACUCUACAAAUGAUAUUGGUGAUACUUUUUUAUCAUUUACAGGUUUAGGAAAAGGUCAACUAUUUGUAAAUGGUUAUAAUGUUGGUAGAUAUUGGAAUGUUGGUCCUCAAAGAACAAUUUAUAUCUCCUCUGUUUUAUUACAUCAAGGUGAUAAUGAAAUCAUUUUAUUUGAAACUCUAUUAACUCAACCAAUAUUUGAAAUUCAAUUUUUAAAUCAACCUUAUUUUGAUUAA
This is a messenger RNA of Dictyostelium discoideum AX4, 2016 nucleotides long. It is a transcript of the gene glb1, whose product is annotated as glycoside hydrolase family 35 protein. Gene Ontology annotation, biological process: carbohydrate metabolic process. The transcript has a single exon. Lineage: Eukaryota; Evosea; Eumycetozoa; Dictyosteliales; Dictyosteliaceae. Gene Ontology annotation, molecular function: hydrolase activity, hydrolyzing O-glycosyl compounds; beta-galactosidase activity. Gene Ontology annotation, cellular component: lysosome. The record is from RefSeq and is a predicted model, not a curated record. The coding region runs from base 1 to 2016 and encodes 671 amino acids.